Messenger RNA from Plodia interpunctella (Indianmeal moth), 1726 nucleotides. Its product is annotated as zinc finger protein 569-like. Gene Ontology annotation, biological process: regulation of transcription by RNA polymerase II. The transcript is spliced from 12 exons. The record is from RefSeq and is a predicted model, not a curated record. NCBI's taxonomy places the organism in Eukaryota, Metazoa, Arthropoda, Insecta, Lepidoptera, Pyralidae. Gene Ontology annotation, molecular function: DNA-binding transcription factor activity, RNA polymerase II-specific; RNA polymerase II transcription regulatory region sequence-specific DNA binding. Gene Ontology annotation, cellular component: nucleus. Bases 147 to 1622 code for a protein of 491 amino acids.
ACAAAGAAAGAAAGCCAGGCCAGAGACGCUUUGUAGUGUUUGGUUUUUAGAUUACUUAAUUAAUUUUAUUAAAAUUGAUCUGAAAUAAAUCCCAAAUGUUGUUGAAAUUAUAAAUAACUAUGGAAACAAUAUAAAUCUACUGAACCAUGGAGGAAUUAUGUACUGCCUGUUUGUGUACUGGAAGAAAUUUAUACUUCAUAGGCGACACGAGUGAUUUCGAUCUCUAUUUGCAAAUAUUGAAUGAAAUACGUGUGGACACGUCAGCCCUCCGUGUACUUGUGUGCUGGGAAUGCCGCGCGCUGCUGCGGCGGCUGCGGCGCUUCCGGGCCCUCGUGAGGAGCUCUCACAUGUUGCUCACAAAGAUUUGUGGAAACAGUGUAGAGAACGUUGCGCGCGCGCCGCACCUCGCUAUACACAAGGUGUCCCUGAUAUCUCUGCCUUUCGAUGACGUCAUUCUCAAGCCGGAACCGGAAGCGGAAUUGAACAAAGAAGAGGCCCGCCCACUGUCGGUGGUCAAGAGCGAGCCGGAUGACGUCACGGAGCACAGCGAGGAGACCUUCGUCAAUGACCUGUUGGUGGAGAAACCUGUGGACGAACCGCCGAGGAGUAAGACAAAAGAAAAAACGAAAAGCAAGUUAAAAGUCAAGAAGGUGAAAAAAAGCAUAGGGAAGAAAAAUAACAUAGUUAACAAAAAGAUGCGCAAGCGCAAGAGGAAAAUAUCUGUUUCUUCCGAGUCCAUAGACAAUGUAGAUGUAGGCAUAGACUGUGAUACUGCGUCCGUGAAUGGAGAGGAGAUUGAGGAGAAGUUGAGUGAGAAAGAGAUUCAAGAAGAGACGGCUAAAGAGGAAGGAGUUAGUAAGAAAGCGGUGAACGGGUCAGGCCCACGUGUCCCACUGUUGGACAACGAGCGGCCGCAGUGUGCGGAGUGCGGGAAAGUGUUUAGUUCCAGGAAAACUUAUAGAUACCAUCUUAAUGUCCUUCACAAAGGGCAGAAUCGCUACCCGUGCCCGCGCUGCGGGAAGGUGUACCAGUGGAAAUCCAACCUGGGCAGACAUAUGAGGAGCCACAAGGCGCGUGACGCCGGAGAACUGUACUGUGGGGAGUGUGACAAGAGAUUCGCGUCAGUCGCGACAUACAGACAACAUCUCAAGGUGUCGCGGCAACACGUGUCUGAGAGCGAGUUCAGCUUCAUGUGCACGGACUGCGGCAAGAAGUUCGUGAACAAGACGCGCCUGCGCGACCACGUGGACUGGGAGCACCUCAACAACAUCAAGUUCCGCUGCCAACUCUGCAAUAAGCCGUUCAAAUGCCACACGUCGCUGUACGUGCAUAUGCAAAACGUGCACCGCAACAAGGAGAAAAAGGACAACCUCUGCCACGUCUGCGGGAAGUCCUACCAGAACGCAGCGAAACUGAAGUAUCACAUAAUAGCGAUGCACACGCACGAAACGCCGUACCGCUGCGCGCACUGCGCCGCCGCCUUCGGCUGGUACUCCAGCCUGUACCGCCACGUGCGCGAGGUGCACUACAAGAUGAAAGUCCAGCCGAAAAAGUCGAAGCGUCCAAAAAAAGGGGAGUUACCACCACUAGUGCCAGUCUCUAUCCACCCCGCAAUGCCGUGAGACGUGGCCACAGACAGCGAAGACUAUAGACACGGUUAUAUCUUUCGUUUCACUCAAUUAGAAAUACAUGUAUGCAUUAGGACAAAUCACACAGAUUGAGCUAG